Aspergillus homomorphus CBS 101889 is the source of this 871-nucleotide messenger RNA. RefSeq lists its product as uncharacterized. The record is from RefSeq and is a predicted model, not a curated record. NCBI's taxonomy places the organism in Eukaryota, Fungi, Ascomycota, Eurotiomycetes, Eurotiales, Aspergillaceae. The transcript is spliced from 3 exons. Bases 1 to 741 code for a protein of 246 amino acids.
AUGACAGCUCCUGUCGGUGCCUUCUCCCCCACGGGAGCUUUAGGCUGGGGAUCGUCUGCAGUGUCUACCCCUCAAAUUCAGGCACUGCCUGUCGUAUCGCAGGAGCAACACGUUUCGCUCAAGCCCGCCAGUCGAGUUUGGAAAAUUUCCGCGGCAUUUUCGUCGCAAGUGCUUCUCGUGGGGUAUCUGGUGCUCCCACUGGCAUUCGGGAAAGACAAGGCCGAAUCCCGUGCGGACAAGACGUCCACGAUGAUUGCGGCUUUCUUUCUUAUCGCCAUUGCAUACUCUUUGUCAAUCCUAGUUGUCUGUUUCCAGCCUCACAACCGCGACUUCCUGCUCAAUUCGUUGUUUCUACCUUGCCUGAGCUCAAAUCUGCUCGCUCUAUUGAACGUUCUGCUUAAUAUCAUGUGUCGAAAUCUGCUUCCAAUGGGCAGCCUGGAGAUUACCAGUCUGGGUCUUCCUAGUGCCUUUGCUAUUCUUUCUGCCUUUGGGGCUUUAUGUGCUUAUGCGUGGGACGUCCCCGGUGUGUUUCUUGCAGGCGAUCAUGGAAGGCCGCGCUUGACUGAGGAAGAGAUGCAGCGACAGCAAUUGCAACGACUUUUGGGUCCAGAGUCCUCAAAAAAGAGGAAGUCCAAGUCGUAUCAGAAGACCUUUCAAGUCAACGCCCCCGAGCUAGUCAAUCCGGGCAAGGGCUGGGAUACAUUUGUACCCCCUCCUCGGGAGGAGAAUUACCUCAGAUGAGAGGUUUCAGACUCUCCAAGGGUCUUUGCAUUGGUGCUUCGAACUUGGUGCUAUUGUACGAAACAGCCAGCCUUAUGGUCUUGUGCAUCCAUACCAUGCUCACUAAUGCCCUAAUCUAUAGUUUAAUCAC